GCACAGCAAACAGCUGGUUUUAUGACUUAAUUGGCCUUGCUUUUUUUUUUUUGAAAAACGGGCUCUGCUAUUGCUGGUGCUUUAUUUACUAUGCGCUAAGCCUCGUUACGCUGAUUACUUCAUAGCUCUGCAAAACAGCUAACAGCAAUCGAAACGAAAUUGCAACAAUAAAGGCAACGCAGCGAUAGCAACUUGCGACACAAAAUAGUUGGCAAUAGCAGUAGCAACAACAACAACAACAACAACACGCACUCGUUAAUUAUGAGUAAGACGGAAGCUGGCGCAACGGCCGCACCCAAAGCCGAAUCGAAUGUGCGCCAACAACUGGAAACGUAUCGGGUCUAUGUGGUCACCUGGAAUGUGGGCAGUCGGUUUCCGGACAACAUCACACUGCGUCAGCUGCUGGGCUUGCCCGAAGAUGACAGUGGGGAUGCGGCUGGCGAACUGCCCGAUAUCUAUGCAAUUGGACUGCAGGAGGUGAACGCACAGCCGCAGCAUCAGGUGCUGGGCCUGUUCAAGGAGGAUCCAUGGACGCACAAGGCCAAGCACCAUUUGCGCAAGUACAACUAUGUGGCCGUCAAAACCGAGCAAAUGCAGGGCCUGUUGCUGACGAUGUUUGUCCGUCGACCGCAUGUGGAGCAUCUUAAGGACAUGGAGGCGGAAUUCACGCGCACCGGUUUCGGUGGCAUUUGGGGCAACAAGGGUGCGGUCAGUGUGCGUUUCACGCUAUACGGCUGCGGGCUGGCGUUUGUUGUCUCCCAUUUGGCCGCCCACGAUCAUCAGCUGGACGAGCGCAUCGAGGAUUACAAGCAAAUAAUCGAGAAUCAUCAUUACCAUGUGAAGCGCUAUCGCGAGAUCUACGAUCAUGACUAUGUAUUCUGGUUUGGUGAUCUCAACUUUCGGCUGGAGGGUAGCGACAGCGCAACGGAGGUGCGCGACGCACUGAGCGAUGAGCAGAAGCACAAGGAGCUGCUGCAGCGCGAUCAGCUGUACCAGGUGCGUGAGCAGACGCAGCAGGCAUUUCAGGUGCUGCACGAGCGCUUGCCCGCCUUUCCGCCGACGUUUAAGUUCAAGGAGGGCACCUCCGAAUACGACAUGAAGCGGCGACCUGCCUGGACGGAUCGCAUCAUGUACGCAGUGCAGCCGCUCAAUCGCCAGCCCGGCAUGCCGCUAUCCAUUGAGCAGUGCUCCUAUAAAUCGCAUCCCGCCUACAACAUUAGCGACCACAAGCCGGUUACCAGCGAUUUUACGAUCAAGCUUUAUCCCAAUUAUCGUGCGCCGGGCGUCAGCUUUAGCCCGCUGUCCACUUGGCGCAUUGGCGAUGAGAAUACCGUGGAGUAUCGCAAACAGCCGGAGUUUGAGGAAGGACCCAACGAUUGGAUUGCCAUCUAUGGCAUUGACUAUGCCAGUCUGGCGUACUAUGUGGCCUAUGAGUAUGUGAAUCAGGCCGAAUCGCCCAACUCAUCCGACUCAAACCAGGAGCGCGAUUACUUUGAGACGCCUGCACCGGCGCCACAUCGUCACAGUCGACAUCAUCAUCAUCGCAAUCGGCAGCGAUUGCGUCGUCAGCAGGAGGCCAACGAGGAGCUGGUGCGUCUCGAUUUUGCCGACGAUGUCGAGCUGCGCCAUGGCGAACAAUAUUUGCUCAUCUAUUUCCGCAGCACUGGCCUGCGCGGUGUCACCAGCAUCUCGGGCAUUUCCGAUCCUUUUGUGGCCGAGAAGCGCAGCGGCUCGCCGCAUCGCACCGAAUACCAUGUCGACUAGCUAGCGGAGGCCCUGGACAUUUAUAUACUUUAGUUGCCUUGUUUUACCUUAAUUUGCCUUAUUUUUUUUAUAUUUCAUAUAUGUAUAUAUCUUACGAUCUGAUCUAUGUAGAUGCAUUGCCUGUUAUUGAUGUGUAA
Molecule: messenger RNA, 1901 nt
Organism: Drosophila virilis
Lineage: Eukaryota; Metazoa; Arthropoda; Insecta; Diptera; Drosophilidae
Product: inositol polyphosphate 5-phosphatase K
Biological process (GO): phosphatidylinositol dephosphorylation
Cellular component (GO): ruffle; plasma membrane; cytoplasm
Molecular function (GO): phosphatidylinositol-4,5-bisphosphate 5-phosphatase activity
Source: RefSeq, a predicted model, not a curated record